Molecule: messenger RNA, 1738 nt
Organism: Sphaerodactylus townsendi
Lineage: Eukaryota; Metazoa; Chordata; Lepidosauria; Squamata; Sphaerodactylidae
Gene: FNTA
Product: farnesyltransferase, CAAX box, alpha
Exons: 9
Coding region: 54-1136 (360 amino acids)
Biological process (GO): protein geranylgeranylation; protein farnesylation
Cellular component (GO): protein farnesyltransferase complex; cytoplasm; CAAX-protein geranylgeranyltransferase complex
Molecular function (GO): CAAX-protein geranylgeranyltransferase activity; protein farnesyltransferase activity
Source: RefSeq, a predicted model, not a curated record
AAGGGCGGCCACUCUUGCUGCCUUUCUUCCGGGAUGGGUGGGAGGUAGUUGUGAUGAUGGCGGACGAAGAUGGGAGAGCGGAUCCGGAGUCCUGUGCUCCUCGUCUGGAGGCGGAAGUGGAGGCCGCCGGGGACAACGAGUUGGACUUCGGGAUCCCCCUGGACUCCAACGGCUACGUGCUGUACAGGGACAGAAAGGAAUGGGCUGAUAUUGAGCCAGUACCUCAAGAUGAUGGGCCAAACCCAGUGGUUCAAAUUAUAUACAGCGAGAAAUUCAGAGACGUAUACGACUACUUCCGAGCCGUCUUGCAGCAGGAUGAAAGGAGUGAAAGAGCGUUCAUGCUGACAGGGGAUGCCAUUGAGCUCAAUGCUGCAAACUACACCGUAUGGCACUUCCGCAGGGUGCUUCUGCAGUCCUUGAAGAAAGACCUGCUUGAGGAACUCAAUUACAUCACAGCUAUCAUUGAAGAUCAGCCAAAGAAUUAUCAAGUCUGGCACCACAGACGAGUGUUGGUGGAAUGGCUGAAGGAUCCGUCCCGGGAGCUCGAAUUCAUAGCGGACAUUCUUAACCAGGAUGCCAAGAACUACCACGCCUGGCAACACAGGCAGUGGGUCAUUCAGGAAUUUAAACUGUGGGAUGAUGAACUGGACUAUGUCGAACAGCUUCUGAAAGAAGAUGUCCGAAACAACUCAGUCUGGAACCAAAGAUACUUUGUUAUCUCAAACACAACUGGAUAUGAUGACCCUGCCAUUCUAGAAAGAGAAGUCCAGUAUACCCUAGAAAUGAUCAAGAUGGUGCCUCACAAUGAAAGUGCUUGGAACUAUCUGAAAGGGAUUCUGCAGGAUCGUGGUUUAUCAAAAUACCCUGGUCUCCUGGAACAGCUGCUGAACUUGCAGCCCAGCCACAGUUCUCCCUACCUGAUUGGCUUCUUGGUAGACAUAUAUGAAGACAUGCUAGACCACCAGUGUGAAAACAAGGAAGAAACACUCAACAAAGCGUUAGAGUUGUGUGAAAUCCUGGCUAAAGAAAAAGACAUCAUACGGAAGGAAUACUGGAAAUAUAUAGGAAGGUCCCUGAAGAGUAAACACUGUCCGAAUUUGGAACAGAACGUGUCAACUGAAACGGAUCAGCAGUAACUCCACGUGGGGAGGCGUGGAGGGGAGCACAUUUAGCUCUGUGGUGUAUUAAGCUAUGAGUGGGGGGGCAGAGUUAGGCAGGUGACUUUAACUGAUGUUGGCCACUCCCUUCCUAAAUAUGGCGUAGUUAUUCAUUACUGCCGAGGUAUUGCUUUUAACCACACCAAGAGCGCAAAACAUUUGGCAUAACCAACUGACCCCUGGUAACUGCUGCUAUACACAUUGGCUAUGGGAUGUUCCAAAGCACUCUGUGUAUGUGUGUGUUUUUUUAAAAAAAAACUUUACAAUUACUUGAAUUGUACCAAAUAAAUGCAUUAUUUCUGAACAGUGUAUAUGUAAAAUGCUACAAAAGCUGUUUCAUAUCCCAGAUCUGUUCCCUCCACAUGGUGACCCCCAUUCUGGUCACAGCAAGUGCAUGUAAGAUACCGAAUGUAUUAAAGUUGGAUUGCGGAAAUCUUUCUGCAUGGUGGAUUUAUACAGUAACUUAAUUUUAAUCACCACAAGGAGAGAAUGCAAUUGUAUGUUGGAGCAGCUAUGCAACACUGAUUGUGUUAUUAUUAUACCCAACUAAUGUCAUUCAAUAAUUUGUAAUAAAAGUAUAG